Molecule: messenger RNA, 2273 nt
Organism: Schistosoma spindalis
Lineage: Eukaryota; Metazoa; Platyhelminthes; Trematoda; Strigeidida; Schistosomatidae
Source: the annotation of a GenBank genome assembly
UUAAAAUUAUCCAGUUUAUGGACUUUCCGUGUUAGUUUAUUUCCUGACCAGUAUUUCUUCAUACCUUAUCGUCAUUAUCAAAAUUUCGGCUCAUUCAAUUAUAACUUCAAAAUAAAAAUUCAUCAUGAAAAGAAAUAGUGAUGUAUCGACAGAGUUAAACUUAGAGAAUUUAAAAGAAUUAGCACCAACUUACGUGGAUUGCUUACAAGACAAACCAACACCGGCAUCAAGUUUUAUAAGUAAAAUCAUGAGAAUGGAAUAUGAAUUAGAUAAAAAUGACGACAGAUUAUUCGCAAUAUAUUUAAAACUUUGUGGCAAUAACCAUCAUUUGGAUGCCAUUCAAUUGACUAGUGUUGAUCUGCCACCGUUGUGUAUGGCUUUAUCCCUUAAGCCAUGUAUUACAAUGUUGGAUUUACGCUACAAUUUUAUUAAAGAUGAAGGAGUUGAGAUAUUAUGUGAAUUCUUAAAUGUAGAUAAUCUGUUAGAAGAAUUAAAUUUAAUGUGUAAUGAUAUCACAGAGAAGGGCGCACAGUUUCUUGCUAAUUCUUUAAAGAAUAACAGAAACUUGGUUAUCUUAAAAAUGACUGGGAACCCAAUUGGUUCUAAAGGUGGUCUACACUUUGCUCAAGCGCUACAAAUAAACGAUACACUAGAAUUUAUAGAUCUUGGAGAAUGUGAUCAGGAUAUAACUAGUUGUAUUGCAUUUGCUACUGUAUUGAAAAGUAAUAAGUCAAUUAUUGGGAUUAAUUUAAAUCGACAGAUAAUAUGGACGUUGCAAGAAGAAUCAACUGUGCAUUUUGCUGAUAUGCUGUGUAUUAAUAAAACUUUAAAAGAAUUACACUUGGCGAAAUGUUGUAUGCGUGAUUUUGGAGCAGCACGUUUAGCUGAGGCAAUGGAACGUAAUGAUACAUUAGAAUUAUUAGAUAUAAGCGCCAACCGUAUUUCACGUGAUGGAGCCAUUUUGUUAUCCAGAGUAAUUAGUAUGAAUUGCCCAUUGGUCGUUUUGGAUCUGGCAUUCAACCGAGUUCAGUGUAAAGGAGCUAUGGCUUUAGCAAAUGCAUUGGUCUAUAAUACACAUUUAAAAGUUCUUGCAAUACAGUUUUGUGAGUUGAAAGGGCCUGGACUUUGUGCAUUGGCUGAAUCAUUGAUUACAAAUCUUACUUUGGAGUGUAUUUAUAUUUGGGGAAAUGAACAUGAAGAAUUAGCGUGUAAUUGUUUUAAGUUUGUUUAGAGAUUCGUUAGCAUUAUAUCUGGUUGCUAAAUGCUAAAAAUUCAAUUUUUCUACUCACUAAGAUAUUACAAACAUUUUAUGGGACGAUAAUGUUUAAAUAAAGUGAUUAUUAAUUUUCAUUACAAACUGAGUUCACCUCAUUAACUAGUAAAAAUCAUCGAAAGCUAGACAAUUAUUUAAAUGGAGAUCAUAACUACUUAUCAGCACCCAUCAAAAAUCCUAUUUCAAGAAUAUACCCAAAACCUUCAGAUCUCACGUGAACACAAUACCUUUAAAAUACUGAUUCCAAAUCUAAUAAUUUACAUUUCCCUUUCUAAACUACAGAUUCGUAACUGUUCAGAAAUUUCCAUGUUUCUAAUUGAUAUGAGAUUGAGUUAAAAUAUUAUCUUCAUUAUUGCGAACAUCUCUAUUAACCAUUUCACUAAAUAUUUGACUUAUUGUAACUUAGAUUUUAUUUUAAAACAGUCAACUAGCAUUAACUUUUUUAUAUAUUUUUCUUUCAAUCUUCAAUAGGCAUUCGCUAAUUUAAUCUACAUAAAUCGUUUACUAGAAAAUUGCACUGAUAUAAGACCUUAUAUUGUUGAUGGUAGAACUUGUUUAGCUUUCUUACCUCAUGAUUGUACUUAUAGGCAAUAUCGAUUUUCUGUACCUUGGUGGAAAUUUCAAGCACCAACUGAUCGAUCGAUUGCACUUUCUUAAUUUCAUUUCUUUCAAAUUAUAUCUUUCUUAACUUGUUGUUGUAUUUCUUCACAAUAUUAUUUUUAUUAUUAUUUAUUUUUUUGCUUAGUUGUUCCGUAUUAUUCUUAGAAUUAAUUAAUGAAUUGAUGCGCCUUUGGUAAUGCUGAUUUUUUUCUUUUGCAAUUAAGAUUAUUUUUAACAUCAUUAUUCACAUUUGUAUUUUAUUUCAAUGUAAUUUUGUUUAGAUAUUUUCACAUUGAAGACGAUUUCAUUUAUCUUCAUUGAUCUUGUUUGCAAUUAUCAUUUAUCUAUCUGUAGCACAGAUUAUAUUACUUAUAUACUAUAUAUAUAUAUAUAUAUAUAU